Cylicocyclus nassatus is the source of this 1158-nucleotide messenger RNA. Lineage: Eukaryota; Metazoa; Nematoda; Chromadorea; Rhabditida; Strongylidae. The record is from the annotation of a GenBank genome assembly.
AUGAUGAAAAAUGGCAAGCCUGAAUCUCCUUUGCAUGACGGCCCAGCAUUAACAAACAUGAGUACGAAACUCUUCUAUCACAUGAACAGGUAUUACCAGUUCUUCAAAGUUGGAGAUCCCGGACAUUAUGCAUUUGUGCUUGUUUCAACGCAUUCAUCAAUGCUAUGGUUCCCCCAUGUGAACUGUAGCUCGAACGCUUGCGAACAUUCAGAGAAUUUUGAUCCAAAUGAGUCUACAAGCUUGGUUUUGUCAAAUGAGAGAUUCAAAUCAGUGGACACAGCAGCGAAUGCUACCGGCAUUCUUGCAAGUGACGAUAUUGAGCUUUACUAUGAUGCUGAAUCAAUAUUGAUACGGAACAUAACCUUUGGGCUUGCCUUGGAAACGCAAACAAACGGAGACGAGUAUUUAUACGGAUUGGUCGGCCUCGGAUUUGAAAACGUUCAAGGAACGAACACAAAACCGUUUAUAAUGGAGCUCAUUGACCAAGGUAUUCUCGAAAAGCCCAUAUUCACCAUCUGGCUAAAUCCUGAAGCGGCGCCAGAAACCACCGGAGGGUACGUGACAUAUGGAUUAGAGGACGAUGUGAACUGCGGACCGAUCAGAGCAUACGAAUACUUCGUACAUCCUUACUCGUAUGCAUUCACGGUGGAAUACAUUGAGAUGAAAGAUUUGUAUAUCCACAUUUGGUCAUCUGCAGAGAUGGAUUUGGGUCCUUUUCUAAUUUUACCGGAAACAGUUGCGGGUGCUAUUGCAAAAAUGGCCCAAGCUCAGUACGAUCCCGGAAGCAGUCUUUAUUGGAUUGAUUGCAACGCCAAAUUUCCGGACAUAAAACUUGGUCGCGUAUUGCUCUUCUAUACCAUACGGGCAAGCGAUCUUAUCAUCAAGUUUUCUAAUGAUUUAUGCGUAUUGGCUGUGGUUGAAAGAGUGACUCCUUCGAUGGGGCCGAUGCUUAUUGGUGCACCAUUUUUCUAUCAUUAUUGUGUAGUUUUCGACAUCGCUGAUAAAAGGCUGGGAAUUGCAGAAGCAAAAAACCCAUCCACAACGAUUGCACCAGAGACCACAACAAUAACGGAAGAAAACACCUGCAAACCAUUGUACUCCAGAUUCAUGAGUGCAAUGCUUCUACUGUCUUUAACCUAUUGCACCAUUCUAGUUUAA